This is a messenger RNA of Ceratitis capitata (Mediterranean fruit fly), 2119 nucleotides long. Its product is annotated as zinc finger protein 184. The record is from RefSeq and is a predicted model, not a curated record. Gene Ontology annotation, molecular function: zinc ion binding. Bases 251 to 2083 code for a protein of 610 amino acids. Gene Ontology annotation, cellular component: nucleus. The transcript is spliced from 5 exons. NCBI's taxonomy places the organism in Eukaryota, Metazoa, Arthropoda, Insecta, Diptera, Tephritidae.
GACGAUUACAUGAAACGAAAUUUUUCUGCCUGAAAUGUCAGAAACGCUGGCUUUGCACCUUCUCUAUGUUAUACGUUCUCUGUUGAUGGGUUUUGUCAAUUUUAUGGGUCUAUUUAUUUUGCUAUUCGGUCUGUGAAAUUUUCCUUCAUACUAAUAUAUAAACAAAAUUAUUGUUUGAGUGAAAUUAUAAUUUAAAUACAUAAGAAACACUAGAUAUUGUUAAAAAGGAAGACAAAUUUUGAUACCAGGGAUGGAAAUUAGUAUAAAGUGGAAUAUUUGCCGAAUUUGUUUGGCAGAAGAAGGACAAAAUCAUGGUGCAAAAUAUAUUAUAAUUGACUCCAAAACGGCGAAACAAAUUAAUGAUAUCGCAGGCAUACAGAUGGAAAGAAGCGACAACUUACCAGAUAAGAUUUGCCGUAAAUGCUUGCUAUUGCUAAAAUAUUCAUGCCAUUUUCGGACUACAUGCCGCAACUCUGAUGAAUAUUUACAAUCCAUUAUUCAAAAGACAAAAUCUGCAACGUCUAUGUUGAAAAUGGAAAAACAAAGGCAUCGUUCAGUGGAUCUACUUGAAGAAAGUUUUAAUGCAGAUGAAGAGUACAUUUGUCCAAAUGAUAUAUAUGACGAACAAUGCGAUUCAAAUGUAGAAGUACCAUUCAACAAAAAGCGCAAACAAUUAACCAUAACACCUCCAGAGACAAUAGGAGAUAGUGAUUUUAAUAAUACCAGUUUUGUGCAAAACGAUACAAUUAAAGUUUUAAAAAAACAAGAUCAUAAAAAAGAUUCCUUGGGUGAGUCCAUAAACUAUAUGAUUACUAUGGAUAAGGAAAAGAAAAUUGGAAAUUCUUCGGGUCCUACUACAAGUACAAUUUCUGGCAAAAUCCAAGCUGAAAAGGAAAGCUUGAACCAGAAGGGUGAGGAUGAAGAAAAUCAAAUGGAAGAGUUUUAUGAAAAUAAACAAGUGAAUUAUAUAUCAAAAGGCAAAUACAUUCAGAUAAGAAAAGAUGAAAAAUGUUCAGAUAACGAAUAUUUAGAUGAGGAUUAUGAGGAAAAUAAAUUUAUCGACUUUGGUAGAGAUAUCCGGAAUUCUACGAUAGAAUCUGAACGCAAGAUAGUUGUUUAUGGUUUUGAGGAAACUAAGCCCGAUAGUCAAGGCAUGAUCGAAAUUCAAAAUGAAAACAGUUCAGCUAGUGAAAACCUUGGUAGAGAUCCAUUAUUAAAAAAUAAUACAGAAGAGAUGAAGACGGCCCUGCGCUUGCCUUCUCCUAGAGUGGAAACGGAACCAGAGGCAGAUGAAGAGUUAUAUUAUUUAAUAGAUGAACCCGAUAUUAAAACAGAUGAAUCACCAAACAAUCAACUUCAACAGGUCGAGCCGGAUCCAGAAGAUGAUGCUCAUGAUGAAUCUACCAUGAAUCUAAUAGAUGAUUUAACCGAAACAGAAGAAACUGCGUAUGAUAACUGCGAUACACCCAUAUCCGUAGCACCGAUAGAAGAGUACCUGAUAGAUGACAAUGAUAUCGAACCUGCUUCUCGUCAUGAACUAGUAUUACUAGAAGAUCAGCGGCCUAGUUCCACAACUAUAAGGAUUAAGGGUCGUGCUACACCUCGUAAGAAAUCCAGUGAUUCUUACAUGUAUUCUUGUGAUGUUUGCGGUAAUCAUUUUACUAGCCGAAGUCUUAGAAAUUAUCACAUGAGGAUACAUCGAAAAGAAAAAAAUUUCGAAUGCGAACUAUGCUUUAAACGUUUUACGGCAGCAUGUAAUCUAACAGCGCAUAUGCGCAUUCACACAGGGGAGAAACCUUACCAAUGUAAAUAUUGUUUACGAAGAUUUACUGACCGCAGUACGCAUGUGAAGCAUGAACGUGUGCAUACAAAUGAAAAACCUUUCCCAUGUAGUACCUGCGGUAAAGCAUUUGCCUUGUCCACUACGCUACGUACGCACGAAAAGGUCCACACAAAUGAAAAACCUUUUAAAUGCGAACCGUGCGACAAAUCAUUCAAACUGCCACACCAACUAAAGUCUCAUCUGCUUACCAACCAACAUAAGAAUAUUUUAGAAGCAAAUGAGAUAGGAAAUAAUAUAUAAAUAAAGUUAUUUCGAUACAAAACAAAUAUACUUUAA